UUGUAAGAAGCUGAUCGUUAAAAACUAAAAAUAAAUACAGGCGAAAGAUUUAAUGAAGAUUAUUUGUGCUAAAUCUGCCUUUUUAUGUUCAUUGUUAGUAGGAAUAUGUUGCAUACAAAGCUUGAUAAUAGGGUGUCAAGCUGGAAGGGCUAAUAGAAGUCUUGCCGUAAACCCAGGUUUUAAAGUAAAGGCAGUUAAUCUUGGUGGAUGGCUUGUUACUGAAGGAUGGAUUAAACCUUCUCUUUUUGAUGGCAUUCCUAACAAAGAAUUGCUGGAUGGAACACAAAUUCAGUUAAAAUCAGUGACAAUUGGGAAUUAUGUAUGCGCUGAGAAUGGUGGAGGGAGCAUCUUAGUUGCUAACAGAACCUCUGCAUCAGGUUGGGAAACCUUUAAGACCGAGCUAAUUAAAUUUAGUUCGGUGAAUAAGGGCUCGAUAUAUGAAGAGGUCUAAGAUUUUACAAGCUAUUGUUACAGACCAAGGAAGGAAUUUGGGUCCAAGCUUCCAAUCCCAAAAGAGCAGCCCAAGCCACGAGUCUUGCUGGGCGUGGUGUUUGCCGGGCCCAAUCAAGCGAGCAUCAUUCUAGUGCGCGUAAUUGCUGGGCUAAUAAUGGGACUUUGAUUAGAUUUGCUAUUGACAUCUUUAUCACUAGUUUUAGUUAGGCUAGGAUUUUCUUAGUUGACUUUUAAUAUGAUUCCUUUUCUUUAUAAAAGGAUAAGAGGAGUAGUAGUAGUUUUUUUGGCCGUAGGUAGUUUUAGUUUUAGGUAAAUUUAGU
This is a messenger RNA of Chenopodium quinoa (quinoa), 773 nucleotides long. RefSeq lists its product as uncharacterized. Lineage: Eukaryota; Viridiplantae; Streptophyta; Magnoliopsida; Caryophyllales; Amaranthaceae. Gene Ontology annotation, cellular component: actin cytoskeleton; cytoplasm. Gene Ontology annotation, biological process: establishment or maintenance of cell polarity; cell migration; actin filament bundle assembly. Gene Ontology annotation, molecular function: actin filament binding. The record is from RefSeq and is a predicted model, not a curated record. The transcript is spliced from 2 exons. The coding region runs from base 53 to 451 and encodes 132 amino acids.